AUGGUUCCCAUCAUGCAGGGCACACACAGCGUCUUGCUUCUGUAUGCGCCCAUUCGCGAGCUGAGCCACAUCAGCCUCUACUUCCCCAAGAGGCGGGCCCCGAGCUUCAAAUACAAGAGCCGCACCUCUCGUUCAGAAAGGAGCGGUAGUGACCAUGACCGGGGGAAGGAGGAUCUUGCAGCUUCCAGACAAAGAGGCCAGUCUUCCGACUCCUCGGUCAAACUCUUUAACUCCCGGCAGGCGACGGAGGAAGCGGUGGCUGAGCUGUGCUGGCUGGCCACCGAGCACCACCAGCUGCUGGUGGAUUUGUUGUCACUGUGUCGGGACUGCGCUCACAAAGUCAGCAUGGGGAACCAGGAUGGGAAGCUCCAGGACGAUGUGGAGGGUCAACAAGCUCUUCCAAAAGGUCCUCUGCUGAGCAGCUCUUGUAAAUCCUCCCAUGCUGAGCAGAAGAAGGGGGCCUCCAAGAGCAAAAAGUUGAAGAAACUGGGAGGUAGGAAGCUCGACAGUGCUGAGGAUUUACUUCACGGUAAGAUGAAAAAGAAAUUUAACAAAGGACAGGCGCACGCAGAGCUUCCCACGGAGAGCGAGAUCCGCGCAUCUGCAGCUUCUAACGGGAACCAGAUCCCAGGGGUCAGGGCGGCCGACCGUGUGUGUGACAGCCCGGCCACCGGCUCCUACGUCAGCGCCGUCAGCGACGGCGUCCUCCCGCCGGACGAGGCCUUCCAGAUUGCCCGGGAGAGCUGGGACUUCACGGAGAACAAUCGCCCCCUCGACCCGGACAUGGAUUUCUGCGACGACUUCUCGGAGUGCGACGGGGAGCUGGGUUACGGCUCCAGCUCCUGCAGCCUGUUCGAAGGUCUGAGCAGACGGGAAAGCGGGAGCAACCUCCGCCCGGUAAAACGGUCUGACCCCCCGAGGGAGCCCGCAGCCGGAGACGCAUCCACGAGAAAGUCUGCUCAACAGCUUUACAGUGAGGUCAACCGAAGGAACGCGGGGGUCAGGGUCGUCGCCAGAGUGCAGGACGUGGACGGAAAAGUGCAGCGCGUCAGCCACACAAGGCCCGACAGUACUGGGCCAUAUCCAGAGAAUAACGGCUGUCGGCAAGAGAAUGGAGAGCAUGCAGGGUCGAACAGAGACCCCCUGCCGGGAAUCAAUAAGGAAAAAACAUUUAACAAACUCUCUGAGGGACUGUGGCUCCCCCUGUCCCAAACCGCAGAGCCUUCAGCACCAGCCAGAUUCCACGCAAAAAGUCCCUCCUCACCGUCCCUCGCCGGGGUCUUCAACAUGUCUUUCCCAGCUUCAAACAGCCUGCAGAGCAUGUCCCCCGUGCUGUCCCCUCUGUCUUCCAAACAAGUGAGCCCGCAACUCAACCACCGCAUCGUGCUGCUGUCAGAUAAGGACGAAGACCCCGACCGAGACAGCUCCAGUAACUCUGACGAGCCAAAAAUCUUUACCGAGGUCAUCGACAAAAACGGCAACAAGCGGACCGUCACACAUCUGGAUGUGAGCCUCAGCAGGCGACCCAGCAGCUCCAAGUGGAACUCCUCAAGUAACUCCACAACAACAGAGGACUCCCUCUUGCGUCAAGAGGACAUUUGGCUGCUGGAUGGUGAUGAGUCCCAGGAGCCUCUUUCCCGUGUUCCACGCCCUGAUCACCUGGACUUCCUGCGCAUCACUCCACCUGAGGAUGACAUUAUUGGAGACACUCCUUACUAUCCCAAACUGGAAUGCACGCUCAAGCAGGCUAUCACCAGGCUGCCUAAUCACCCCGCCUUAAGCCCGGUGUUGCAGCAGCUCACCACUUUAUGGUGCAACGCUGCCUUACAGGACCGCCACGCCUCUCUACCUGACCGCAGGCUGACUCCCCUGUACGCAUUCUUUUAUAUUGGCGGUGAGCAGAGGUAA
This is a messenger RNA of Menidia menidia (Atlantic silverside), 1908 nucleotides long. The record is from the annotation of a GenBank genome assembly. Lineage: Eukaryota; Metazoa; Chordata; Actinopteri; Atheriniformes; Atherinopsidae.